AUGUCAAAUUUGUCGAGGGUGUUGGAGAGGCAACAUAAACAAAGGGAAGAAAUCCGGCGUAGACGUGCUCAAGAAGAUCGGGAUGCCGAUGAAGAAGAGGAACAACUGCUUGCAGCAGCGGUGUGUAUGAUGGAUCAAUCAAGGCAACACCGUUGUCGUCGUGCCCCGAAUGUGGACAGACGUAGGGAGUCUCGGGGUAAGAAUCUCAUGGAGGAUUAUUUUAUCCCAAAUUCGUUAUAUCCUGCUUCUAAGUUUCGAGAAAGAUAUAGAAUGCAGCCACAUUUGUUCCAAAAAAUCAUGCAUGAUAUCUGUAAUUACGACACAUACUUCAUUCAAAAGCAUGAUGUUGUUGGAGCUUUGGGUCUUAUCCCAAAGCAAAAACUUACAGCUGCUUUGCGGAUGCUUGCUUAUGGGGCAUCUGCAGAGCAGAUGGAUGAGAUUGCAAGGAUGGGAAAAUCUACUGUCCUAGAGUGCUUAGUGAGAUUCUGUGAUGCAGUGGAAAAUUUGUACACGAGGGAGUACCUUCGCAAACCCACGCCAAGAGACCUGCAACGGCUUCUACAAAAAGGCGAGGCUCGAGGUUUCCCAGGAAUGAUUGGAAGCAUCGAUUGCAUGCACUGGCAGUGGAAGAACUGUCCUACUGCUUGGCAAGGGGAGUACGGGAAUCGGAAUGGCCAAAAAAGUAUAAUUUUGGAGGCUGUAGCUUCAUUCGAUUGUUGGGUGGACGACAUUCUGAAAACAAUUCUGAAUCCUCAAUCCGAGAAGGAAAGAAACUUUGCUUCCUUUCAAGAAGGUUACAGGAAAGACGUGGAGAGGUGUUUCGGUAUCUUGCAAGCUCGUUGGGCAAUUAUUAGAGGUGCUGCUCGGAUGCUAGAUGAGGAGGUGUUGCGGAGUAUUAUGAUGACUUGCAUCAUCCUUCACAACAUGAUUGUGGAGGAUGAGUAUGACUAUGAUGCUCAAGAGGUGUUUGAACCCGAUCCAAUGAACACAUCGUUGACAAGAAUAUAUGAAAGGCCAAUUGGACCAAAUGGACUACCACUGGAGCCCGAACCCUUACUUCGGGAUGGUCAAUUCAACAACCCCAUGAUUGAUCGGUAUCAAGAAAUGCAAUCUUCAUAUGUUCACGAGAUACGUCAAGGUGACUUGGUCGAGCACUUGUGGGAAAUGAAAGGCAACCACAAUGGAUGA
This is a messenger RNA of Prunus armeniaca (apricot), 1188 nucleotides long. Lineage: Eukaryota; Viridiplantae; Streptophyta; Magnoliopsida; Rosales; Rosaceae. The record is from the annotation of a GenBank genome assembly.